AUGGAGCUCAAAGUCUUCAAACAAUCAAAGAAAGCAAGAAAAAGGUGUUUCUUUCCUAUUCCUCAAUUCAGUGCUCAAGUUUUGGUGAUUGAUUUAACUCAAGAGAUGGCAGCAGAAAUCCCUCUACUUAAGCCUUAUAAGAUGGGCAAGUUUGAUCUCUCACACAGCUUCAUUUUAAUCAUCAAUAAAAAGUGUGGUCUUAAUUUAAAUUGCAGAUAUCCUGAAACUCCUGGAAUUUGGACUAAAGAACAAGUUGAGGCAUGGAAACCAAUUGUCAAGGCUGUGCAUGGUAAAGGCGGUGUGUUCUUCUGUCAGUUAGGGCAUGUAGGAAGAGUAUCAAGCUAUGGUUACCAACCUAAUGGACAAGCUCCGAUCUCCAGUACUGAUCAGCCAAAACCGGAUCGAAUCCGUCUAGAUGGGACGGUUGAAGAGUACUCUCCUCCUCGACGACUAAGAACCGAUGAGAUCCCACAAAUUGUCAAUGAUUUCAAAUUGGCUGCAAGAAACGCUAUUGAAGCUGGCUUCGAUGGAAUUGAAGUCCACGGUGCUCACGGUUACUUGUUCGAACAAUUCAUGAAGGACAGCGUGAAUGACAGGACUGAUGAAUACGGAGGUAGCUUGGAGAACCGAUGCCGCUUCGCUAUUGAAGUGGUUGAAGCAAUUGUGAAUGAGAUUGGUGCUGAUAGAGUCGGCGUUAGACUCUCUCCAUUUGCAGAUUACAUGGAAGCCUGGGACUCAAACCCAGAGGCUCUCGGACUCUACAUGGUUCAGGCACUGAACAAGUUCAACAUUCUCUACUGCCAUAUGGUCGAGCCAAGGAUGGCAAUUAUAGAUGGCAGAAGACAGAUUCCACACCGCCUACUUAACAUAAGGAAGGCAUUCAAAGGAACAUUUAUCGCUGCUGGAGGAUAUGAUCGAGAUGAAGGUAACAAGGUUGUCGCUGGAGGUUAUACCGAUCUCAUCGCCUAUGGUCGCUUGUUCUUGGCUAAUCCUGACUUGCCAAAGAGAUUUGAGUUGGACGCGCCGCUGAACAAGUACAAUAGGUCCACCUUCUACACUCACGACCCUGUCAUCGGGUAUACAGAUUACCCGUUUCUCAAUGAGCCUUCUGCUUGAGCUCCUGAAAAUUUUGCCUGCCUUUGAGAUUUAUUCCUGCAUGUGUUCCGGUGUCAAUAAAAGAAAAAAACGACAAUAUAGAUUGAACAAAAUUCUCAUACACCCAUAUUUGAAUUGACUGCAUAAAAUUGUUUUAGUUCAACAGUACAAUUUGUGAGAUCCUGUAAUCAAUCCCGUCAUCAAUUAAACAAAAGUAAACAAGAUGAAUC
Molecule: messenger RNA, 1325 nt
Organism: Dioscorea cayenensis subsp. rotundata (Guinea yam)
Lineage: Eukaryota; Viridiplantae; Streptophyta; Magnoliopsida; Dioscoreales; Dioscoreaceae
Product: putative 12-oxophytodienoate reductase 11
Exons: 4
Coding region: 1-1116 (371 amino acids)
Molecular function (GO): oxidoreductase activity; FMN binding
Source: RefSeq, a predicted model, not a curated record